AUGCAGCAACAGCAGCAGCAGAAGCGGCAGCAGACGCGGCAGCGUCUGUGGAAACAACUGCAGCGGCAAGAAAUGCAGCAGCAACUGAAGCAGCACAAAAAGCAGGUGGGGCAGAGGCAGCAGCAGCAGCAGUCGCGGCAGCAGCAGCUGAAGCAGCAGAGGAAGUGUCAGCAGCAGCGGGAACGGAAGCCUCUGUCGCAGCAGCAGCAGAAGAAGCAGCAGCAGCCGAAAAGGCUGCAGCAGUGA
Molecule: messenger RNA, 246 nt
Organism: Eimeria tenella
Lineage: Eukaryota; Apicomplexa; Conoidasida; Eucoccidiorida; Eimeriidae
Exons: 1
Coding region: 1-246 (81 amino acids)
Source: RefSeq, a predicted model, not a curated record